Messenger RNA from Closterium sp. NIES-65, 5085 nucleotides. The record is from the annotation of a GenBank genome assembly. NCBI's taxonomy places the organism in Eukaryota, Viridiplantae, Streptophyta, Zygnematophyceae, Desmidiales, Closteriaceae.
AUGAAUCAAUCCCGCAACCUACUCAUCUAUUCUUUCAUUUCACGAGGAGAUGUUGUACUGGUGGAGUAUACUCCUUAUGGGGGGAACUUUAGGGUGGAGGCAAUGAAAGGGUUGAAGAAAGCGGUAGCAUCUACGAAAGGGAAAUACUCGUAUCCUUUCGAUGAGCUCACCUUCAACUAUUUAACUUUCCAAGGGAUUACCUAUAUGGUCAUGGCUGACUGCAUGUACGGCCGCAGACUACCUUUCGUUUAUCUCGAGAAGUUGAAAGACCUCUUUGUGGACAAAUACGGGGGUCGUAGCCUGGAUUCACUUCAAGCCAACGCACUCAAUCAGGAAUUCGGACCGUUGAUGAAAGAGCUCAUGGAGUUCAGCAUGCAUAAUAGCGACGAGAUGAAGCAGUUGGCCAAGCUCAAAGCCCAAGUACUGGAAGUUCAGAGUGCCUUGACCAACAACAUCGAGCAGGUGGAAGCUGCAUCAGCCAAGGUGGAAGACGAUCGUUUUCCCCAAAAGCCGGGCAGAUCAAGAUCCUUGCCAGGGGACGGCCUGACGUCAGGUGAAACCGUCACCAGCUCCCAUGGAGGUUGCUCGUCAGGGAAUCAAGACGGGGAGAAGCAGGAGGAGCGACCUUCAGGCUUGCCUGUAGCAGAGCGGUGUAAGUCCCUGCUAGCAGCGAACUGGCGCGCUCAGCUCACCACAGUGCGGGCAGGAGUUCAGUCCGAUUCAGAGGAGGACGAUGCCUCACCAGCUGCCAUGGCACGGGAGAAGCUGCAUGGGUCGUUGGUGCGCUACAUCAUGGUGGAUGGCUCUCCCAUCGUUGCUCUCCUCCCAGAUGACCCCCACCAUGUGAACCUUCUUAUGGACGACAGGGCUUCACUCACGGUGGGGGGUACUGACCCCCCUGCUCUCAUCCGCUCCCUCCUCACAUCCGGCCAGAUGCCACCCCGUGUUGCCCUUCUGGGCGAGCUUGUGGCCGUGGACUCAUCCGAGACCCCUUUCAUCCUCCGUCGCUUUACAGCAAAGGCGGAGGCAGCUGCAGCGGCUGUUGCUAGACUGGAGGCCGCUUUGCCCUCCCCUCCCUCCUCCCCUCUCCCCUGCCCGCCACCCCUCUUGCAAACUGUGGCGGAAGGUGGUGGGGGUGGGAAAGGAGAGGAGGGGGCUCUGACCUUUUUCCGCAUGGAAGCUAGGUCCUGUCAGCUGGUUGAUGUCAAAGGCAAGCGAACGUCACUGCCUGUGGCAGAUGUCAAACCAGCCGCCACGGACCCCCUAGCCACGUCUCUCGUCCCUCUGCUCCUCGCACUCAACUCCUCCGCCGCGUCGCGGACUGCCUUUGCUUCCUUCUGCAAGGCGUUUCUGCAAGUGCCUGCUCGCCCACAGACCACAUUUCUCUUCUCUGCUGACCGCCGAGGCUUCAACCUCCUCUCACAGUCGCUGCAGCCACCACAACAGCAGCAUGCAGAAGAAUCCAGCCCAUCAGAGAAGCCGCAGUGGCGAGAAUUUAGAUCCUCGCUCCACCACUCGUCGAUGCUCGUCCUCGCCGCUUUCGCGCUUUCCCUCCGCCUGCCGCUCGUGUCUGCCGCCACAUUUCAGGGUGACACGGAUGCGCUACACGAGUUUAAAGCCGCUGUCGAAAACCCGUCUGCGCUGAGCUGGCCCGACUCGGGCGGAGACCCGUGCAUCGACGGCUGGAGCCACGUCACGUGCACGCGCGACGCGAUCACGCAAGAGCACCGCAUCUCGUCGCUCCUAAUCGAUGGUCUUAACCUCGGAGGGGGCGGCUCCCCGUUCCCCACGCAGCUCGCGCGCCUAGCCUAUAUGCGCGCGCUGUUCAUCGGGAACAACGGGUUUGCGGGGGAGAUUCCGCGGGAACUGGGGGAGCUGGCGCGCAUGGAGCAGCUAGGGUUGGACCACAACGGAUUCACCAGCGCGCCGCAAGACCUGUUCGCAAAUAUGACGGCGCUCGAGGCGCUGUAUCUACAAAGUAAUCCGCUUGGGGGACAACCUCCGCCCGAUCUAUCCGCAAACACGAAUCUUAACAUCUUGCUCCUCACCAACUGCUCCUUCACGGGUGAAUUACCCUCGUAUCUCGCGUCGCUCGUCGCGCUCACGAACGUCUCGCUCGGUCUGAACGCGUUCGACGGCGGGAUUCCCGAGGGGAUGUUCGGAGCGCACAUGCCGUCGCUGCUCUCUCUCCGACUCAACAACAACCGGCUGACCGGCCCCAUUCCCGCGUCGCUCGCCUCCGCGCCGCUCCUGUCGGAACUCUGGCUACACGGUAACGACCUCUCGGGACCGAUUCCCGACGCGCUAGGCGGGCCGUUGUCUCUGCUGCAGUCCGUGAAAGUAUACGAGAACGGCCUUGUCGGUAUGUUACCCGAGUCGCUCGGCGAGGCGCGCCAGCUAUCAGAACUGCAGGUGCAGCGGAACAAACUUGUCGGCCCGAUUCCUGCGUUCAUGGAGCGGUUCGGGGAGGGGAGCUGGGGGGAGAACGGGUGGUGCGCCGCGGGUCCAGGCGACGCGUGUUCCGACGAGGCCAUGGCGCUGCUGGAGUUUUUAAUAGGCGUCGAAUAUGCUCCUGCCCUUAGCGACUCGUGGGUUGCUAACGACCCCUGCGCUUCGGGCUCUGCGGGGAACUCGUUGGGUGACCAGUCGUCUUCUGCCACGUGGCUUGGCGUUGGGUGUUCCGCGGACGGCCAAGUUACCAGUCUAACCAUUCCCUCGCAGAAUCUGAACGGAACCAUUUCCGUGUCGCUCGCGCGGCUGCCCGCGCUGGAAAUGCUUCAGCUGCCCGACAACAAUCUCGAGGGUUCGCUGCCCGCGGAGCUCGCGCAGCUGCCCGCGCUGCGAGCCGUCAACGUGGCGAACAAUCAGCUCACCGGACCGCUGCCGGAUUUCCCGCCGCAAGUGACGGUGGUAGCGACGGGGAACAAGCUGGAAGGCGGGGGUUCCGCUGGUGGUGACGCUUCCGCCGCCGCGCCUCCGCCCGCCCCCUCCCCCACAUCCGCCACGCCAUCCCUUCCCCCCCCCACCUCCGACACCUCCCGCACCGCCUCCUCCGCUCCUGGCGCGUCCGCGUCCUCCCCCCAAAACUCCCCGCCUCCCCCCGAUGCUUCCGCGCCCGCGCUGAGCACUCCGCUGAUUGCGGUGAUUGCGGUGGCGGCGGCGCUGCUGCUGCUGCUGGUGACGCUGUGCGCGGGGAUGCUGGGCAUGCGGUACUGGCGGGGGAAGGGGGGAAGCGGUGGGCGCAAGGGUGCCGCUGCUGUGACGUCGCAAGUCCUCCCUUCCGUCGCCCCUUCCCCCCACACCUCCGCCGCCUUCUCCGCCACCUCCGCCACCUCCUCCGCUCCCUACUCUUCCGCCACAGAAAACGCAGCAGGGGGAGGGUAUUCCGCCGCGUUGGGGGGAGCAGGCGGCGCAGCAAGCGGGAGUGGGGGAGGAGGAGGAAGCGGGUGGGGGAGCGUAUCAGGGCGGAACAUGGGAGGGGGCGGAGGGGAUGUGGUAUUGAAUCUGGGCGCGUGGGCGGGUAGCAGUGGCGGAAGGAGCGGGAGUGGCGGAUUGAGCAUGGGGAGCGGAAGCAUGGGUUCGGGCGGAAACAUGGGGAGCGCGGGCGCGGGCAUGAGCGGAAUGGUGAUGCGCAUGGACGUGAUCCGCGCGGCGACGGGGGGGUUUGCGGCGGAGAACAUCAUUGGCAAGGGGGGCUUCGGUACCGUGUAUAAGGGCGAGUUGGCGGACGGCACGGGGGUGGCGGUGAAGCGAAUGGAGGUGCAGCAGCUGGCCAAGAAGGGCGACUCGGAGUUCCAGGCGGAGAUCGAGGUUCUCUCGUCGGUGCGCCAUCGCCACCUGCUAGGGCUACUGGGCUAUGCCGUGGAGGGUAACGAGCGCGUGCUGGUGUAUCAGCUCAUGGCGCGCGGCCCGCUCAGCCGCCACCUCUUCGACCACCGCCGCCUCGCGCUGCCGCCGCUGACGUGGCGCGCGCGCGUGUCCGUGGCGCUGGACGUGGCGCGCGGUGUGGAGUAUCUACACUCGCUGGCGCACACGUCGUUUAUUCACAGGGAUCUGAAAGCGAGUAAUAUUCUGCUGGACGAGGGCAUGCGCGCGCGCGUGGCGGAUUUCGGGCUGGUGAAACACAGCAAGGGCGACGGAAUGCAGAGCAUCGAGACGCGCAUCGCGGGCACGUUUGGGUACCUGGCGCCGGAAUAUGCGGUGACCGGGCGGGUUACCACACGAUCCGAUGUGUACAGCUAUGGCGUGGUGCUCAUGGAGCUGAUCACGGGGCGGCGUGCACUAGAUGACUCCAAGGCGGACGAGGCCGCGCACCUUGCCACGUGGCUCGCUCCCCUCGUGCCACUCCGGGACCAGCUCGCUAAGGUCGUAGACCCGGUCCUCUUGCCUGAGAUGCCCGAGGCGCAUGGCUCGGCGCAUGGGUACGGCGGAGUGUUCCCAUCGGUGUGUGCGGUGGCAGACCUGGCAGUGACGUGUGUGGCGAGGGACCCUCGGCAGCGACCAACAAUGGGGGGCGUUGUGGGCGUGCUGGCGCCGCUGCUGCAGCAGCAGGAGCGGGAGGAAGAGGAGGCGCGGAAGGAGCACAGCAAUCAGGUGGCUGAGGAGGACGUGAGUGUUGCAGGCAUCGAUCUGGGAUUGGAGGACGUGCUUGUAGAGAAGGGUGCGUGUAAGAGGGGAGGAAGAGGGGACGAGGAGACCAAGGGUCUGCUGCUGUGCGCUGAAGACUCUCUGAGGGGUUCGGAUGGGUGUGAUGCAGAGGGCUUUGGAUCAGAAGCGGAAAGAGUGAGGAAGGGGGCAGGGGUGCAGACUCAGCAGGUGGCAGACAUUGGAGCUGGGAGGCAGAGGGGGAGAGAAGGCGGGGCAGCAGGCGGUAAGCUCAUGAGUGAAGUGGUUGUUGGGGCUGGUGUGAGGAGAGGGGGAGGGGGAGAGCAGGGAGGAGGGAACGUGAAAGGAGGAGUGGGAGGGGGCAUGUCGCUAGCGGAGCAGUAUGUGCGGCAGGGAUCAUGGGAGGGGGGGUCGUCGGAUGGGAGUGCGAGGAGUAUCCCCACGUUUAUCCAGCCACGCCUUGCACUGUCAGGCCGGUGA